Messenger RNA from Colletotrichum godetiae, 2706 nucleotides. RefSeq names its product kinase-like domain-containing protein. The transcript has 3 exons. The record is from RefSeq and is a predicted model, not a curated record. Bases 296 to 2482 code for a protein of 728 amino acids. Gene Ontology annotation, molecular function: ATP binding; protein serine/threonine kinase activity. Lineage: Eukaryota; Fungi; Ascomycota; Sordariomycetes; Glomerellales; Glomerellaceae. Gene Ontology annotation, biological process: peptidyl-serine phosphorylation; peptidyl-threonine phosphorylation.
UUUACUUGUACCCGAUGUAAAAUACGCCAGUGAUCCAAUAAAUGAUUAAAAUGCAUUGUCGCUCGGGGCGAAUGGUAUGUGAGGCUGCAGAGUCCUGCAAAUACACUUGGUCUGCCCUACUCAAUGAUACCUCAGUCAAACCUGCGCAUGAUCUACAGCGCUGUUUCGCUUCUCAUCGCCUUAGGGUCAUCGGAAAGACCCAUCAUUCUUUGCCCGGAGAGAAAGAAGAGCUAUUGUAACCUAGAGAGACCCGAGGACCGAGAGUUCUUGUCGCAUCAUACGCUUUCCAUUGAGAAUGGAAUUCUCAAAAGGAGCAAACAUCGAUGAGGAGCUGUCCCGUCUCGGUAUCCCCGAACCGCCGAAAUUGGACAGGUCAGACGCAGGAACAGCACGCCAAAACAACGGUCCAACAGGAGCUGACUCGGUUCAAGGCGUCCCUCCCCAACCUUGGUCAUGGCGCUUCAACGGUGCCGACUUCAAGAUCACCGAAACAUGUCUUGACGAGGCGCCAAGGGGAUUUCGUCACGUCAGUGGACGAAUCCAGAACCCAAGCUCAUUCGACGGUUGUUCAUCUGAUGCUGGGGCUUCUAGUUGCAGCUUCAUCAGCAUCGUACCAGUUAGAGACAUGGGCCAUUCAGCCCAUAUUGAGUGGGAGUCUUACUCUAAUCAGAACGAAUCCGGGACAUCGCCAUCGAAAUCUCUUUCAUCACAGCCACAAGCAACAACGGACGCUUACGUGGAUGUUCAAUCUGUUAGCAACGCCAUAUUUGCCGCUAGCCAAACGUCGGCUCUAGAGGACAGAAGUUUUUUGCCUCUAGAUGCACUUCGCCAACUAGUCACUCCGUCAGUUGUACGAAGGCUCAUGGGGCAUGCAUUCGUGGAUACCGAGCCAGUGAUCCUCAAUAGCUGGGCAACUGAUAUUAGCGGCGAGCAAAAUCCAAUGACAGCAGGGUACCAGCCGAAAAGACGCAAGCUAUUCGCCAUAUUAAUCCUGAUGGAGCAAGUACAGCUGAUCAAAGAUUUCAUCGAAAACGGCAUUGAUGAUAGAAUCUUACCCCUGAAGAUCAAACGAGAAGCGGAUCAAGAACCAGUCAUCCAGCUACAAACAGAGAAUGGUCUGAUUCUUCAUUGCUUGGACCACUGGCAUUCCAGACAUCUCAGCUCUUUCAUUCAAUGGCAGGAGAUCAUUUGCACGCCGUUUUUCCAACUGGCAGGCCAUGUAGUGCACUACUACGAACUCAAUUCCAAAACGAUUCUACCUUUCAAGACAUACAAGCUGGUCCGAGUCGGCGGGUAUGGAAGCGUGAGGAAAGUGUCAAUCCACCCAGCUCAUUACAACAAUGGUACUGUCUCUAAAGAUCAAGAAAAAGACUCUCGGCACUUCGCGAUCAAACAGCUCCAUUCUGAAUGUCAAGACGAGUAUGAAAGAGAAGUGGAGCUCUUUGAGAGGUUAGGAGCACAGUCGAAUGAACACGGUCCGGACCAUCUGAUCCAGCUUCAACUCACCUACAAACAUGGACAGUCUUACUAUCUCGUCUUCCCCUGGGCCGAUGGAAACUUGUGUGAGUUUUGGGAACGACGAACCGCCGACCCUAGCAACCAUAUCGAGACCGUCUGGCUACUAGAGCAAUUGUUGGGCCUCGUCCGUGCUCUUCGAAAGAUACACCAUCUGAGAACUAUGUCUAACUCAGAUACCUUACCCCCUGUUUCUGAUCGUCCCCGGAUGUUGUUUGAUGACAAGCACUGGGGUCGACAUGGUGACAUCAAGCCUGAAAACAUUCUUUGGUUCCAGGAGUAUAAAGAGUGUCACCGUGAUUUUCUUGUGAUUUCCGACUUUGGGUUAACUCGGUUCAACAGUGCUGACUCAAGGUCCAAAGUUGCUCAUGAUUCAGUCAUGGGGUUUUCAGGGUCAUACAGACCUCCUGACAUAGACCUGAAAGGCAAUAUAUCUCAGCGGUAUGAUAUCUGGUCCCUAGGUUGUGUCUUCCUCGAAUUCGUGUCUUGGUUUCUCGUUGGCAAUUUUCGGACACGGAAAGAAUUUUCGGACACACGAAUUGAGGAAGACCGCAUCCAUACUGGAUCGAUUCUUGGCGAGGAUCAAUUCUUCAAUCUCAACUCUUGUCAAAACACAACAUGUCCUACAGCCGAUGUCAAGGCGUCCGUUCUCAGGUGGAUUGAUGUUCUACACAAGCAGGACAACUGCGCUGAGCCAUUGCAUGAGCUAUUGGACCUCGUUCAAUUCACAAUGCUUGUGCCAGACUCCAAGGAAAGAUGGGUUUGCUCUCGGAUACAACCGGUGAUCAAAGACUUGCUACAGAGGAGCAAAAAUAACGCAUAUUACGCUACAAUGGGAACUUCCGGUGUUUCUGAUCCGUCAAAGUUCCCUCCGCAAUCUCCGGCGUCUCCUUUUGUACGUAGAGGUCUCAGGCACUCAUACCUCUUAGCUAACGUCACAUACAGGGAGGUGAAAGCCCAAUUCUGAUUGGCACGCCUGAAAGGAGUAUCCGACGAGAAAGUUCCUCGUCUCUUUCGCCAGAUGCUGCUGCCGGUGGGAAGGUACAUAAUCAGCCCCGACCGCGCAGCCAAGAAUCGAUUCCAACACUCGUGCCAGAUGGCCUCGAUCAGUCUCCUUACUUCCCUCCUACAGUGGCCGGAUCUAAUUCAAAGCGAACCUUACAUGAGGUUGGCGUCAAUCCAAGACCGUCU